This is a messenger RNA of Fraxinus pennsylvanica, 1812 nucleotides long. The record is from the annotation of a GenBank genome assembly. Lineage: Eukaryota; Viridiplantae; Streptophyta; Magnoliopsida; Lamiales; Oleaceae.
AUGUGGAAUUCGGUUGCUAAUUUGAAGGAAAGUUUGAGUAAAAUCGCACUUGAUGUACACGACGAUGACGGCGAUGAAGAUCUGUCGAUUUAUACUCCCCGACGCGAUCGAUUUGAUAAUAGUAAUAACAGUUAUUCAGCUUCUGAGCGAAGGAUUUCUCUCAAUUUCACUAAUUCGAGGUCACCGACACAUUCGCCAAUUGUUAAUGGAUUUGAUUCACCUCAUAAUCGCGAGAUUGAAAAAUACAAAGAAGAAAUUAAGAAGCUUCAGGAGUCUGAGACAGAAAUCAAGGCAUUGUCAGUUAAUUAUGCUGCUUUGCUGAAGGCAAAGGAGGAUCAAAUUUUGAGGUUGGCUGAAGAAAAUGACUCAUUGAAACAAAAUCUUCUUACGACAAAUGCUGCUCUGAAUGCAUCUAAGAAUGUGCACAAGGGGAGAAACGAUCUUUCACCUAGUCGACAGAAUAAAACUGCAGUAAAGAAUCAUACUACCGGAAGCCCACAACAUAAUGGACUAGGAAAUGGAACCACUUCAGCCAAUGGAAAGGAGCUAACAGAUUUGGUGGAAGAAAAAAAUAGAUCCCUUGCAGCAAUGCAAGCGACUCAUGAAGUUCGAAUGAAACAAUUGGGAACGGAACUCGAGAAAGAACGUGACAAAUUUGCGACUUUGCAGAAAAAAUUACAAGAGGAACAGAAUUUGAAUGCAUCUUUUCAGCUGGAGCUCAGAUCAUUAAAAGACGACAAUGAUAGAAUGUCCAAAGAUAUGAACAAAGUACACGUUGAACUGAAUCAGAAGAUAUCAGAGAUAAGAAGAUUGCAGAUGGAGUUACAUGGAAGAGACAGAGAACACACCGAUGACACUGUAGAGAAAUUAAAAAAAGUUAUUGCUACCUUGGAGAAUGAAAAGAGCAAUAUUAAGAAAGAAAGAGAUGAAUUUGAGGCUGCUUUAAAAGUUCGCAUCUCUCCAGCACAUAAAGACAUAUCGGGCGGUAUAGAUAAUUUAGAUAAGCAUUUCAGUAAUGAGAAGGGAGAAUCAUCGAACACAUUUCCAGAACAGGAAGAAAUGCUGCAAUCAUUGCAGAAGCUGGAGAAAGAUUUGAAGGAAACACGCCAAGAAAGGGACAAAGCAUUGCAAGGAUUGAAUCGUCUUAAGCAGCACUUAUUAGAAAAGGAAGCUGAAGAAUCGGAGAAAAUGGAUGAGGAUAGUAAAGUUAUUGAGGAACUGCGAGAAACCAAUGAAUACCAAAGAGUUCAAAUAUUGCAUUUGGAGAAAGCUCUUCGGCAGGCAAUAGGAAGCCAAGAAGAAAUUAAAAUGUCUAAUAACAACGAGCUGAAGAAGUCUAAGGAAACAAUUGAUGAGCUUAAUAGAAAAUUGGCUAGCUGUAUGAGCACAAUAGAGGCUAAGAAUAUGGAAGUUCUUAAUCUGCAAACUGCUCUUGGCCAGUAUUAUGCUGAAAUUGAAGCUAAGGAGCGUCUUAGAGAAGAGUUGGCAGUUGCGAAAGAAGAAUCAGCUAGACUUUUUGAGCAGUUGAAGGAUGCACAGCACCAAGCAGGAGCAUUGAAAGAGGAAAACGGAGAAAUACUGGGAAAGCUUUCACAAGCUGAAAGAAUGCUUGGUGAAGGAAAGAACAGAGUUAAGAAGCUUGAGGAAGAUAAUGAAAAAUUGCGCCGUGCUCUUGAGCAGAGCAUGACAAGGCUAAACAGGAUGUCUGUGGACUCUGAUUUUCUUGUUGACAGGUUAGACUACUUGAAGUUUUCAUGCAUCUAUCAUGAGGCAUUGUGGAAUUUGCCAUACAAGGCAAAUGAGAUUCUUUAG